AUGAACAAACGACCAACGACUUUCUUGGGAUUAUUUGCAUCUAGCAGCAGGUCUGAGGGGCAGGAGGAUUCUGGGAGGAAGAAGAAAUUUGGCGAGGCACAAUUUUCAGUUGAGAGUCAACCGUCAUCUUGCAGCAGUCCAAACACACCCACAACAUCAAAUAUUUACGAUGUUUCGAGCAAGUUCUCCAAAGAUGGCAACUUAUGUUUCGUCGUCAGUCUGGAUAAGGCCGCUAGCGAUAAGGGAUUUAUGAGAAGGAGGAUCAAGUCGGCUGAGCCGAGAGUGAGUUUGAAUAAAAGUAAAACGUUCAGUUGUAAAUUAAGUAGUAAGGCUAACAAGUUAGGCAUAUCAGUUUCCAGUGAAGAAAAUAAGUCGAGUGUUGACGUCAUAACGAAAGUUAAAGAAAGUGUUGGAGACAAAAAUAACGAUGGUGGUGUGGUGAUGUCAUUAGAAAACAAACACAAAAUGAAAGAACAAUCUAUCGAAGAACAACAGCUACAUCAACCACAACAAGAAGAGCAACAGCAGUCAGGUUUGAAGUCCGGUUGUAGCACUAUGGACCCGGCAAUUGAAUGCCGAAAGAUAGGCAAAGCUGGAAUGAUGUUUCAGUUCUCCAAUGAAUCUGACAAAAGUUUUCCAACCAGCGGUCUAGUUGAGGCGAAGAUGUUCACACCAAAUUCAAAAUUUGUCAAACUAGAUUGCCUACUGACGCAGAAUCAACAGCAGCAGAACACAUCAACUAAAGACGACGAUGACGAUUACUCAACAAAAACAUCCAGACUCUCCUACAUCCAAUCUUCAUUCACUCCAAAAACAAAGCAUCCAAAGGAAACUCUAGAGUCCCCAACAACUUCCACAAACCCAGAAACGACCAUCAAACAAAGUGGGGCCUUCCAUUUGAAAAAGGAGCAAGUAACUCAACAGAGAUUGAUAUCGGUAGAUCGGGAGCAGUACCACAAGACGGAACAGGCUGCACUGAGUUUGGAGCAACAGGAGCCGGACUUGAAGCACCACCGAGCUGUUACGGUCAGUAGAAGCAAGACAUGGAGCUUCAAAUCUCCCUCGGAUGUCUCCCUACUAGGGAGCGCUAAAGAGACAAAAGUCAGCACAACUAUAACGCCGAAACAAUACAGUGCAAGAGAAAGGAAAAGCGCGAACAAAUUUCAAAGCAGGCACUCAAUUAUUAACGAAGACGACAACGACGACGACGAUGGCGUUAGCCUAACAAAUGAUGAAAAUAUUCAUCAGGAUAUAACCUAUGUAGAUAAAAAUGCUGCUGCUGCUGCUGCUGCUGCUACUGCUGCUGCUGCUGCUACUGCUGCUGAUGGCGGCGACGACAAAAAUCGUGAUAUAUAUUAUAAAAACGAAUUGGCUACACUAUCUGACGACACUGAAGAUAGAGUAUCUUCGUGGAGGAAGCCAAAAUCUAUCUGUAACGUUGUCAAGUCGUACACUAUUCUCGAUAAGGAUUUCAGGUCAAAUAGAUUGGCUAUGUGGAAUAGAGAACCUAGAACAACGAACUACACAAAGUUAAACGAAACUACAACCACCACUACUACUUUUACAACAACAACUACUACUACUACUACAACUACCAAUACCACUACUAGUACUACUACUACUACUACUUAUAGUAAUUCAAGUAGUAUUAGAAGUAGAGAAAACAGCCUAGGCAGUAUUGAUAAUGAUGAUGAAGGCGGUAGUGAUGAUGAUAGAGUGAGUGAAAGAAGAAAAAGGAUAAAGAAACAACAACAAUACCCUUCUCCAUUUAUGACCUUAUCUGGUUUUCCUGCUGACGACAACCUGGUAACAAAAUGUGUAGUGCUACAGAAAGAAGAAUCCGGAUAUGGAUUCACUGUCAUGGGAACUGAUCCGGUUUAUGUCAGCCACGUCAGAGAAAAUGGUGCCGCCUAUAGAGCCGGUAUACAGGAAGGUGAUAAAGUGAUUAAGGUGAACGGAACGCUGGUAGCUCACUUCAACCACAUUGACGUAACGAACAUGAUGAAAUCCAACCAGGUCAAGAUCAUGCGCAACAACUUGGAGAACUUGAAAGAACAGCAACACCAACGACAACAGCAGCAACAGCAGCUAUUACAUCAGCAACGACAGCUGCAACUGCUUCAGCAGCAGAGAAGGAAUAGUUCCGAAUCAUCUGUGACCGGGGAAGAGAAAAUUAUAUCGGCUCCGAAAGCUGCUGAUCCAAUAAAAGUUCAGCAGAUUAAAUUAGAAAAGUAUCUCACCAUGAAGCAAAUGCAGAGGCAAAUAAAAGACGACAUAGUGAACCUGAGGUUAGAUUAUGACCUCUACCCUAGCGAUGAUAAGAGGCGAAGGCCAAACAGUGCAGACAACAACAAUUUUAGCAGCAUUAACAGCAACAACAAUGUCGUUGCAGCUGACAGUAACGACGACGACAACACCAACUACACCAACAACAAUACUUCAACAGCUUCAAACGACGGCGCCAGCGACGACGCCAACGACAUCACGACACAAAAAGACCGAGUCGAUGCCCGAUGA
This is a messenger RNA of Helobdella robusta, 2517 nucleotides long. RefSeq lists its product as hypothetical. Bases 1 to 2517 code for a protein of 838 amino acids. The transcript is spliced from 11 exons. Gene Ontology annotation, cellular component: cell-cell junction; synapse; basolateral plasma membrane. NCBI's taxonomy places the organism in Eukaryota, Metazoa, Annelida, Clitellata, Rhynchobdellida, Glossiphoniidae. Gene Ontology annotation, molecular function: protein binding. The record is from RefSeq and is a predicted model, not a curated record. Gene Ontology annotation, biological process: maintenance of epithelial cell apical/basal polarity; neurotransmitter secretion; protein localization to basolateral plasma membrane.